This is a messenger RNA of Sciurus carolinensis (gray squirrel), 5351 nucleotides long. RefSeq names its product sodium/glucose cotransporter 1. The record is from RefSeq and is a predicted model, not a curated record. The coding region runs from base 181 to 2172 and encodes 663 amino acids. Lineage: Eukaryota; Metazoa; Chordata; Mammalia; Rodentia; Sciuridae. Gene Ontology annotation, molecular function: D-glucose:sodium symporter activity. Gene Ontology annotation, cellular component: plasma membrane. The transcript is spliced from 15 exons. Gene Ontology annotation, biological process: sodium ion transport; transmembrane transport.
AGCUCGCCGACAGCGCAGCACACCUGCAACAGCAGCAGCAGCAACAGUAGCGCAGGAGCUUUGAGUCAGGGGCCCGCUGCCCCACCAUCGCGGGUCCCCUCCCCCGGGGCUGAUAAUUAACUCGGAGGUUGAAUAAGAAGUGAGCAGCCGGGCGAGUAGGAAGGAUUUGCGGCCACCGCCAUGGACAGUAACACCUGGACCUCGGCGCCCGCAGCCACUGCUGCACCAGUAGAAUCCUAUGAGCGCAUCCGAAAUGCUGCGGACAUCUCGGUCAUCGUCAUCUACUUUGUGGUAGUGAUGGCCGUCGGGUUAUGGGCCAUGUUUUCCACCAAUCGUGGGACAGUUGGAGGCUUUUUCCUGGCAGGUCGAAGUAUGGUAUGGUGGCCGAUUGGAGCCUCUCUCUUCGCCAGUAACAUUGGAAGUGGCCACUUUGUGGGGCUGGCUGGGACUGGAGCAGCUUCAGGGAUCGCCACUGGGGGUUUUGAAUGGAAUGCCCUGGUUUUAGUGGUUGUGCUGGGCUGGGUGUUUGUUCCCAUUUACAUUAAGGCUGGAGUGGUAACAAUGCCAGAGUACCUACGGAAGAGGUUUGGAGGCAAGAGGAUUCAGAUCUACCUUUCUGUUCUGUCCCUGCUGCUCUACAUUUUUACUAAGAUCUCGGCAGACAUCUUCUCUGGGGCCAUAUUCAUCAAUCUGGCUUUAGGUCUGGAUAUAUACUUGGCCAUCUUUCUCUUAUUAGCAAUCACUGGACUUUACACAAUCACAGGGGGCCUGGCAGCUGUGAUCUACACGGACACCUUGCAGACAGCAAUUAUGCUGGUGGGGUCUUUUAUCCUGACUGGGUUUGCUUUCCACGAAGUGGGAGGGUAUGAAGCCUUCAUGGAAAAGUACAUGAAAGCUAUUCCAACGGCAAUUUCUGAUGGAAACACCACCAUCAAGGAAGAAUGCUACACCCCGAGGGAGGACUCCUUCCAUAUCUUCCGAGACCCCCUCAAGGGAGACCUCCCAUGGCCUGGGCUCAUCUUUGGGCUGGGCAUCCUUGCCUUGUGGUACUGGUGCACAGAUCAGGUGAUUGUACAGCGCUGCCUCUCAGCCAAGAACAUGUCUCACGUGAAGGCCGGCUGUACCCUGUGUGGGUACCUGAAGCUGCUGCCCAUGUUCCUCAUGGUAAUGCCAGGAAUGAUCAGCCGCAUUCUGUACACAGAAAAAAUUGCCUGUGUCCUUCCCUCAGAAUGUAUAAAAUAUUGUGGCACCCCAGUUGGCUGCACCAACAUCGCCUACCCAACCUUGGUGGUGGAGCUCAUGCCUAAUGGAUUGCGAGGCCUGAUGCUGUCGGUCAUGAUGGCUUCUCUCAUGAGCUCCCUAACUUCCAUCUUCAACAGUGCCAGCACCCUCUUCACCAUGGACAUCUACACGAAGAUCCGGAAGCAAGCAUCUGAGAAAGAGCUGAUGAUUGCAGGAAGGUUGUUCAUUCUCUUACUGAUUGGCAUCAGCAUUGCCUGGGUGCCCAUUGUGCAGUCAGCACAGAGUGGGCAGCUCUUUGAUUACAUCCAGUCCAUCACCAGUUACCUGGGACCACCCAUCGCAGCUGUCUUCCUGCUUGCUAUUUUCUGGAAGAGAACCACUGAGCCUGGAGCCUUCUGGGGACUCAUCCUAGGAUUUCUGAUUGGGGUUUCCCGUAUGAUUACUGAGUUUGCCUAUGGAACUGGGAGCUGCAUGGAGCCCAGCAACUGUCCCACCAUUAUAUGUGGGGUACACUACUUGUAUUUUGCCAUUCUCCUCUUUGUCAUUUCUGUCAUCACCAUCGUGGUCAUCUCCCUCUUCACCAAGCCCAUUCCAGACGUGCAUCUCUAUCGUCUGUGUUGGACCCUGCGCAACAGUAAAGAGGAGCGUAUUGACCUGGAUGCAGAAGAGGAGGACCUCCAAGAAUCCCCAAAGGAUACCAUUGAAAUAGACACAGAAGUGCCUGAGGAGAGAAAAGGGUGCUUCAGGCGGGCCUAUGACCUGUUUUGUGGGCUGGACCAGAAGGGACCCAAGAUGACCAAGGAGGAGGAGGCAGCUAUGAAGAUGAAGCUGACAGACACCUCGGAGAAGCCUUUGUGGAGGACAGUAGUGAACAUCAACGGCAUCAUCCUGCUAGCUGUGGCUGUUUUUUGCCAUGCAUACUUUGCCUGAGCCCUACCUUCUGCUGUAGACUCCACAAGGCUGGAAUCUUCAUCUCCCUUCAGUCCCAUUCUGUGGCAUUGAAGGGAAACCAGAUAGUUGUAAAUUUUUCCUAGUUGGAUAAAUAUGUAUAUGUGUAAUUAUAGACUAGCUGAAGGAAAAUCAUUAUUUUGCCAUUAACUUAUGUAUUGAAACCAGUGUAAUACAUUCAUCUGUACAAAGUAGAGUCACAGAGGGAAAGUUUGUUCAGUCAUAUCCAGAAAAAUCAGACUAAGAAACAGAAGUCCUGUGGUGUCUAUUGCAAGUCUGUCUCAGGUAGAUUCAGUGUGUCUACAUUGUAAUCCUUGAAUAUUAUUUUUAGAGUUUUGCUCUGUUUCUAACCAUAUCUGAACACCUUUUUUUUUUAAGAAAAUUUUAUCCCACCAUCAUAUAACUCUCAAUUUUUUUAUAGUGCAAGAAAUAUCAAUCUGACAAACCAAUGGAUACACAGAAGCUGGGGAUGGGAACUUGAUAAAGUCCCUGUCCUGGGCAUUUGCUCUUUAAAGCAAAGGCCUCAGAAAAGGGAAGGACCCAGGCCCAAGGCUCAAGCCAGUGGGGAAAUUAGAUAAUCUUGAGUCCAGGGAAUUUUUUGUAUUUUUAAAGAUUCCCCUUGUGUGCUCCUCAUGUUUGGGAUUCUACUCAUUUUGACAUUCAAUGUUCCUAGAAUGUUUUAGCCACUUGGAAAUUUUUAUUUAUUUAUUUUUGUCUAAAUGAAUGAUAGCAGCCUUUAUUUACAGACACUUUUCUGGUCCUUGGUUAACCAUUUUUGUGUGUGUGUGUGUGACUGUAGAAACUAUACCCUCUGGUGAUUAUAAUGAACUUGAAUGCAUUUGACAGAGGCAGCUUUGCUUCAUGGUGCUGAUGUGGACAUAUACGGGCUUAGAAGCUGGCACUGUCACUUGACAGAGAAAAUGCACCUGUCAGGGUAUCUGUCAUCUCAAUACCACUGUAUUCUCAAAAAAACAUUGAAAUCAUUAGCCUGGGAUCCUUCAUGAGUUCAUGUGACCACAGCUGUUCUUUAUCAGGCAUCUUGAUUGCAAAUCAUCUAUUGACAAAGGUUAAAGUGCAUGGUCUCUGUUCCAGGUGGAGGUGCUCAAUGCUUCUAGGUGAAAACAAUGUACUUUUCAUUGAAUUGAUUUGCUAGCGGGAAAUCAUUUUUAUUUAAUUUUAAUUUAAUUAAUUUUUAAAAUUCUACCUGUGAAAUCUUAUUGAUAAUAUGUUCCUAUUGAAGUUCAAUUCAACUUGUUAGUAUUGACUGAUUUCAGGGUAGCUUGGAAAAGAGCUGAGGGUGGGUCUUGAGAAUAGAAGAAGUAGCUUGACACUAACAGAUGGCUUACUCUUGUGGAAGAGAAGAAACCCAGUGAGCACUCUUAAAGUGCAUUCUUAAUCUGAGCAAAGAAGAGGGGAAAGUGGAGACUUUUACAUGGCUAGCAUUACUCAGAGGAUUGUCUUGUGUGGAGUUUGUGGUAAGUUUUGAGCUUGGAUAGGGUAAAAGGAGAGGAUUGAAAGCUAGCGGAUGAAAUGGAAAGUGCCUUGGAUUUUGUUUCUGGUUUAACCAACGAUUUAUUGUAUAUAUCAUGGUAAAUUAUUUUGUCUCAACUGUGUAUUUUUCUCUUUGAAAGAUGGACAACUUCGUGUUUAUAGCAUCUCCCUGCCUCCUUUGGUAUAAAGAAGGCACUUUGAAAAGGGGAUGGGAGAUCAUACAUGAAAGAUGCCAUACAGAUGCUAUAUUAAGCUGUAUUACAGUCUCAUCAGUUAAAUGUGUUCAGCAAUAAUAAAAACAUUGAAACCUCUAACAUCCAGAGAGUAUAGAUAAAUACAUAACUGGGUAGCACAAGGUAUGGAUUAGGAGCAGGAGGCCAAGAUAGUUAAGGAUAAAAUCUGGCAAAUUAAACAAUUUCUUUUAAAUGUAACUCAAGCUGGGCAUGGUGUUGCACUCAUGUAGUCCCAGUUACUAGAGAGCCAAAGGAAGGAGCAUCAUUCGAGCCCAGGAGUUUGAGAACAACCUGGGAAACAUAGUGAGACCCCAUCUAAAAAUGUAGCUAAGAAUGAAAAUGAUUUUCAAAUGCAAGCCUCUAGUACACAUGAGGUGAGUAGCUCUGCCUACAUAAUGUCCUGCUAAAGUAAACUGCUACUUGGGUAACCACAGACUGGUAACUGAUAAUUUAUACUUGAAUUAUUUCAAGAUAGUAUGAAGAGCUAUUCUUUUUCUCAAAUUAAAGAUUUUGUUAUAUAUGGGACAGAAUGACUGCUUAUUAAUGCUCACUUUAUAAAACUGAAAAAUCACAGUUUACUGGGCCAAAAAGCUUCUUUAAAUACAGAUGAUAAUGAAAGGCAGAUCUCCUUCCCUGAAGAAUGAAGUGGAUCCUGAACCUACCUAGGAGCACUGUUUACUUCUCUGUAGCUGAGUCAGACACUAAUGUUCACUUAGGGACUGUUUUACCUUUGGGACCCACAGGAAUCCACUCUUUGAUGAUACUGAAAUCACCAUCUCCUUAAUGAUAUAUGGUUGCUUCACAAAAGCAAACCUGGAGAGAAAAUCAUAUGUGUGUGUGGUUGGUUGGAGGAGAGGAGUCUAUUAACAUUUCCUCUCAUCCCACUCCAAGAUAAUCACACCUAACCUCCAGAUUGUGAUUUGGUGCAUGAAGUUGUUUGAGUGAGGUAUCAUUCACUGUUUUACUAUGUUGGUGGGAAUGGAAUUAGGGAGGUGUGGAUGAAGUCAACAGGGCUGGCAUGGUUUGGCUCUUUAUGAGGGUUGCUGGUGAGUGUCCUUUUUGUCCCAGAGCCUCGCAUUGCCUCCCUAACCCCAAUAUUUUAGUCCUAAGGGCAACUCGUACUAAAAAACUACGUUCAUAUAUGAAUACAUGACCAGUGAAAUUCCACAUCAUGGCUCUAAGAAUGGGAUCUUAAUUAAAGUUAUACUCCAUGUAUAUAUAAUAUGUCAAAAUGCAUCCUGCAAUCAUGUGUAUCUAAAAAGAACAAAUAUAAAAACAAGUUAUUUAAUACAAUUCAUCUCUUGCUUGGAAAUCCGUUAGCAAAUACUCAUCUGUUAAAGGGGUCUUCUCUACACAAGUGCUUGCAGCACUUACACAUGAAUUUCAGAAUCGACGAGCUUAGAGAGUCAUGGUUCUCAAACUAGAUUGCAUCAGAAU